This is a messenger RNA of Laccaria bicolor S238N-H82, 1506 nucleotides long. RefSeq lists its product as uncharacterized. The coding region runs from base 1 to 1245 and encodes 414 amino acids. NCBI's taxonomy places the organism in Eukaryota, Fungi, Basidiomycota, Agaricomycetes, Agaricales, Hydnangiaceae. The transcript has 12 exons. Gene Ontology annotation, molecular function: tRNA-guanosine(34) queuine transglycosylase activity. Gene Ontology annotation, cellular component: cytosol. The record is from RefSeq and is a predicted model, not a curated record.
AUGCAGUUCGAGAUCAUCGCGAAGUGCCAUACGACGAAAGCUCGCGUCUCGCGGAUGACACUUGCUCAUGGAGUAACCAUGCUUCCAACAUUCAUGCCUGUGGCGACACAAGCAGCAAUCAAAGGCUUAACCCCUCAGCAAGUAGAACUUCUCGGUGUGACCCUUAUCCUAAAUAACACCUAUCACUUGAACCUGCGCCCUGGAUUGAAAGUCUUAAACGAGGCAGGAGGGGCCCACAAAUUUCAGGGAUGGCAUAGGAACUUGCUGACAGAUAGUGGAGGAUUUCAGCUUGUUUCGCUGAGCAAAUUUACAACGAUAACUGAAGAGGGCGCCCUGUUCGCCAGCCCUUUCACCGGUGAACCGACGAUGCUUACUCCAGAAGAAAGUAUAUCCAUUCAACAUGCCAUUGGUGCGGACAUCAUUAUGCAACUUGACGAUGUAGUUUCAAGUUUGACGACUGGCCCACGAGUGGGGGAGGCUAUGGAGCGAUCUGUGAGAUGGCUUGACAGAUGCAUCAGGCAACACGAGCAAUCAGGAAAAAAAGACACCCAGAACCUAUUUGCCAUUGUUCAAGGGGGUCUCGACCCUGCUCUUCGAGAUCGAUGCUUAGAUGAGAUGAUUGCACGGAGAGACGGAGUUGCUGGAUAUGCAAUUGGUGGUCUUAGCGGGGGUGAGGAGAAAGAUACAUUCUGGCGCAUAAUCAAGCAAUGCGCGGAUAAGCUCCCCGAAGAAAGACCUCGCUACUCCAUGGGCAUUGGCUUUGCUGAAGACCUCCUCGUCUGUGUUGCUCUUGGGGUAGACAUGGCAGACUGUGUUUUUCCGACGCGGACUGCUCGCUUUGGAGUCGCUCUGACCCACCAGGGACCUCUCAACCUCAAGCUAAGCAAACAUGCCCAAGAUUUCGGGCCAAUCGACGAAGCAUGUCCCUGUCCUACUUGCUCUGAGAAAACAUCGCGCGCCAUGCUACAUCACAUCGUCACGCAUGAAACAGUGGCUGCUCAUGCCCUCACCAUACACAACAUAGUGUUCCAGGCGCAAGUUAUGGGCCGCGCACGCUCCGCUAUUAUCGCUGGGACAUUUCCCGAUUAUUUACGUUCAUUUUUUUCGAACUACUUCGGUGACACAGGUUAUCCUGAGUGGUGUGUCAACGCUCUUCGGUCUGUGGGGGUUGAUCUGCUAGAAAACAAUCCCGCAAACGUCGUACCUGGCAAGGGUGCAAAAUGGGAAUAUGCAAAGUCUCCAUGAUACCCAGCCGGAAAUAGCCCAAUGCAAUAAAUCCUUCACCACAACCCUUAACCACAACUAACGUCGUCCGUUCUUGCUACCACGAGAUGGCCUAGCAUUUUUCGCCUUCCGCCGUUCUGACUUCUUUCUCUCUUUCCGGAUUUGUUCACUUGACUUGAGUUCCGUUUUCACGCGUCCGUAGGAUUUUCCUCCGUAUCGGCUUCUUCCAUGUUUUUCUGGUCGUGAUGGGGUUCCAUCGGUUUCUUCUUUCUUUUUCAGUUG